Dovyalis caffra is the source of this 873-nucleotide messenger RNA. NCBI's taxonomy places the organism in Eukaryota, Viridiplantae, Streptophyta, Magnoliopsida, Malpighiales, Salicaceae. The record is from the annotation of a GenBank genome assembly.
AUGUCAGGUUUUGUGAGAGCAAAGCGAGUUACUCAUCCUCUCGAUGAUCAAGCUAAAGCUCGACUCGUCGGUAGACAACUCAGUUACGUCAGUAGCGGAAGCGAACACUCAGCAGAGGAUGACGAAGACUUACCUUGUCUGUCUGAUCUCGUCCACGGAUUUCUUGAGAACGACAACUCAGAUUUUGCCGAGGAGCCGGUUAAUGGUUACGGAUCAGAUUCAGACCGAGUCGAAUCAGUCGCCGAUUGUACGGACUUCGUCGAAGAUAUGCUGCGAUCAAGCAAUAAGGAUUCGUAUAGAAAUUUAUUAUCCGCUCAUGUUUGGAAAGCAAUGGAAGAUUUUUCUAGCUUGAGAAACCAAAGGCCUGUUUUGCGGCGCAAAGUGAUGUCGUUUUUGAAAGAAUUAGGACACAAUGCAGCGAUCUGCAAGACCAAAUGGGAAUCUUCUGGUGGCAGCUUAACCGCCGGCAGUUACGAGUUCAUCGAUGUGGUGCAAUCAAAAUCCUCCACAUUGCAGAACCGUUACGUAGUGGAUCUCGAUUUCGCUUCUCAGUUCGAGAUCGCGAGGCCUACGAGUCAGUACUUGAAGCUUUCGCGCUCUCUUCCUCGUGUUUUUGUAGGCAAAAGUGAGGAUUUGAAGAUGAUCGUGAAGAGCAUGAGUGACGCAGCUAAGAGAUCGUUGAAGAGUAGAGAGCUCUCCUUGCCUCCUUGGAGAAAAAACCGUUACAUGCAAAACAAAUGGUUCGGUCCGUACCGCCGGACUGUCAAUUCCUCACAGGCGAACUCCUUGACAUCGCCAUCGGUUAGCGUUGUGAAAUGUAGGUGCGUAGGCUUUGACUCCGUCGACGGCCGUUUGUUUGUUCGUACGAGAUGA